This is a messenger RNA of Phalacrocorax carbo (great cormorant), 2415 nucleotides long. NCBI's taxonomy places the organism in Eukaryota, Metazoa, Chordata, Aves, Suliformes, Phalacrocoracidae. The record is from RefSeq and is a predicted model, not a curated record.
CGCCUUCAGUGCAAACCCAAGACGCAGGAUCCUGCCGAGGGAAAGCACUCCUUGAAAUCAUCACCACAGACCCCACUGUGAAAGUGCAGAGGAGGAGAGAGAAAAAGCCUCGGCAGCCAGCCUCCUGCGGCUGAGGGCUUUGCAAGCAGGGCAAUGGCUUCAGGCUCUCAGAGAUUCUCUCUCACCUUUCUCCAGGGAUCUGUCGUCUUCAUCCUUCAGAUCAUCUCUGUUCAGGCUGAUGGAAAAGUGUUUGCACUUGAGUCCAAGAACAACUCUCAGGGUCUGGAUUUAGCUGAAGCUGAGAAAGCUUGUGUUGACCUGAGUGCUCGCUUAGCAACUGCAGAAGAACUGAAAAGGGCUGUUAUGGACUGUUCUUUCGCUGGCUGCACCACAGGAUGGCUUGCUGGUGGCUCCGCUGGGACAAUUAUAUGCAGAAAGACGGGCAGCAAACAGCAGAGCGUGAAAGCCAUUGAUGUUAAAAUUGAAACCCAUCCCUUUGUGAAUGACCAAUAUGAUGCUUUUUGUGUAAAGGAUGAAGACAAGCCCUGUGGGGAUCCACCAUCCUUCCCCCACACCAUCCUGCAUGGCCACACUGGCUUUGAAAUGGGGGAUGAGCUGCUGUACGUUUGUGCCCAGGGGUAUGUCAUGGGCAACAAGGAGACGGCGUUCACACUGCUCUGCGACAGCUGUGGGGAGUGGUACGGGCAGGUUCAGGCCUGUGUCAAAGAUGAAACCGAGGCACACAUUGACUAUGAAGAUAACUUUCCUGAUGACAGAUCAAUACCUAUUGUUGAGAAUGAACAUGUUAAUGGCAGAGAGGAAAUCGAGCAGGAGCAAGAACAGCUUUCCUCCAGUAAAAGUUCAGAGGAAGGAAGGACUGGAAGUACCAAAGGCAUUACUCAGGACACAGUCACUUCUGAAAAAGGAAGCAGGGCACCAACUGAGUCCCCUGUGUCCCUCCUAAGCCAAAAAAACUUGUUUUGGUUUCCAUCAGAGGCUUUCAGCGAGCCUGAAUCAGAGAAAGAGACAGAUGAUUCCACUAAAGCACAGUUUUCUGAAGGUGAUAACCACAUUGGAAUGAAGACAGCCUACGAUGAACCUGGUGCCAAAAUGUUUUAUGACAGUGAGGAUUUCCCCCUUGGACCCAUUCUCACAACUAAUGAUACAAAGGCAGAGAUAGAUGCAGUUGCCAUUACUGAUGAGUCGUGGUUAGAUGGCUAUCCAGUAACACAAGAAGUGGUAGAGGAUGAUGAAGAGGAGGGGGAUAAAGUUGAUGGUUCAAUGGGAACAGAAGAUGAUGUCAUCCUCACAACCGAUCAACCAAAUCAUGUUGAAGUAAGAAAAUCAGGCAAUGGUAGCCCAGCUCCAGAGGAAGGCUUAACACAGAUUGUAGCAGCAACAACAAGGAUAGAUGAAGGGGCCAAAGAGACAGCAGUACCACUUACAUCAGUGAGUGGUCUGGAGAACUUAAGCGUGAGCAGAGGUUAUGAUGAUACUGCAUGGGACCACCCAACUACAUCUCUGGAAACUGUGACUCAGGAGCCCAGUACAACGAUGCUGUUUGACAUAACCAGCUUAACGAUGUCCAUGUCAGAAACCUCUGUGGUGGUCAGCCCCUCUGAUCUCACUCCGUAUGCAGAACCAAAAGAAACAACUGCAUACCCAGCACAAGUAGCAACCACUGCACCAGCUCCAGGUAUCAUUACUGACAUGUCAUCCCAGGAAUCUGCUGAGCAAGAAAAUCUCACCCAGGGCCUUGGAGAAAAGCCCGUCCCCACUUCCGAGCCGUGUGAGGGAGACGAUUGUUCCAAGUCCAGUAAAGGUGCUAUCAUAGCAGUAAUUGUGAUUCUUCUCUGCUUAUUACUGGUUGCAGCUGUACUGGCUGUGUGGUUUUUCAAAAAACGGCAGCAGAAAAAUUCUGUCUAUAAAUUAAAUGGAAGGUGUCAACCCAGACAUCAUUGCUACCACCACUACCACCACCAGCACAUUGAAAUGCAGAAAGUCUAACCAGGGGUCUUUUGGCAGAGUGCUAGAAAUGAGAAGAAAAACAUAUUGAUGCUAGAAGGAUCACAUGACUCAUGGAUGCUAAAAUCCAGCAGUGCAGAAAGCAGAAAAAAAAGAAUGCUAAAAGAACAUAGAAGACAGAAAAGAUUUCAUCCUUUUGAAAUCACAGUUUAGCAUAUUCAACCUUUCAGAGCUAAAGAAUCUGUUCGUUUUUAUCACAAGGGUCUUUCAGAGACAUCAGCAGGACACAGUGUGCUUGGUAGUACAUCUACAGUUUGUUCCGCUUUUACAUUUUGCUCCUAUUAAUAAUAAAUUAAUUGAUUAAUUUCUGUGUUACCUGGUUAUAAUGUAAUGGCAGGGCUGGUCAGGCCUUCUUGGUCUAUUCUCAGUGGAAGAGGGAAAGAAGGAGGG